This is a messenger RNA of Bursaphelenchus okinawaensis, 1221 nucleotides long. The record is from the annotation of a GenBank genome assembly. NCBI's taxonomy places the organism in Eukaryota, Metazoa, Nematoda, Chromadorea, Rhabditida, Aphelenchoididae.
AUGCCCAAUUCUCAACUAAACAGCCCCAGUCCAUUGGCAGCCAGAGAUCUGAACCAGAAUGUGCUUCUUCCCAAUGAUAUGUUAUUGUCGCCGUUAUUGAACCGGUAUCAAUGUAAUGUGCCGCUGCCAGCUACAACUUCUACUCCAAACAUUAAUCUGACUCCAAAGAGUUCACGCCGGCCCAGGACUAAGUCAGUCCACAAAACGGCCGAAGUUUGGAAAUUCUUUAAACAAGUCGCCGACCAUCAAGCCGCCACUUGUAAUCAUUGUGGUAAACUUAUACAAGCCAAAAACAGCAAGUAGGUUUCUCAAAGUUUAAUUAUGCUUUGUUAUCGUGUUAUUAUUGACUUUCGAUCUACCAAAAAUACUGAUAUCGCCCUUCGCAGAGUAUUUUUUAUGAUUUCAGUACGACCGGCAUGAUAAGACAUAUAAAGUCUUGUCACUCAGAAGAAUACGCUCAGCUGCAAAAAGCCAUGAAUCUACAACUUCGAAACAAACUCGACACCAUUCAGAAGUUCGCCGUGAACUCAUCUACCGAUGACUCGCUAAUUGAUAACUUAGAGAACAGUACUGAUCGUAUUCCGAAGAUCAAUGCACCUUCAUAUUCUCUCUCAUCUACGCCAAGUUCAAGUGCCAACACUACCACAUUGGGUACAAUAAGUUCUCGGAAAGAGGUUACAGAUGAUUCUGGUUUAGAAUUAAGUGAAACCUCAGAAGAUUUAAGAUCGGCAAGUACGUCAACAUAUGGGCUAACGAAUUUCAAUCCUAAAGAGUACACGAACAAAUUGAUACAGAAGAACGAGGAAAAUUCAAAAAUAGAACUUAAAGAGAAUGUACAGGUCAAAAAAGAAGGAAACGAAGACCAACUAGUGAAUGAAGUUCAAGAAGAAGUAAAACAAGAACAAGUCGAAGAAGUUUUAAGAAAAAUAGGAGAAGUUCAGCGAGUUGAAUCAAAAGAAGAACAAGAUGAUGACCAGAUAGCGACAAAUUAUGUGGGUUUUGAUUUUUAGUACGAUUUUUAUUUUAAAUAGGUUAUUUUUCAUCAUUGUUUAGAUAGCUAUGAUGAUCGCAAACGGGGACUUGCCAGAAGAAAUCAUCGACAACCAGUGCUUCAGAAGGUUUAUUUCCCAUUUAAGACCAGAAUAUGUCAUGCCAUCGCUACUGGAGUUCAAAGAAAAGAUAUUGCCACAUUUGAGAAACACAUUAAUUGCUCAAAAAUAA